UGUUUACAAGUUGCGGCCCGACCUCCACGUCUGUUGUGAGCGAGAGAUGGAUGUUGAAUUUCAGUGAAAAAGCGAAGUUACGUCCCACUGUUCACCUACAUGAUCCACUCAUUCAAAGACAAGUUGAUGGCAGUAUGCGGAAGUACCAGCAGCUUGCGCUUACCAUUGUUUCAGUGGUGUGUCUUGUUGCCUUCUUGUUUUAUAAACAUGAAUACGAAAGGCUGAGAUACACCCUUGAAUACCUUGACACCUUUGGUGAACCUCCUUCCAAAUUAGAAGCAGCAAGACCUCAGUGUGGCUACAACACUCACCACAAGAUUGCAACGCCUCCUGCUGACUGGGUUCAAGUCACCUUUGACCUUGAGGUUUAUUCAUCUUACUGGGAUGACUCAAAUGGUUUGGGUGAACCACAGAUCCGAACAGUUGGAGCUGUACGCAAGACCUCAGCUACUCCUUCAGACCUUGGGUGUUUGGUCUGGUUUGAGUCUGAGAGCGAGCCAGUGCCAGGAUCUUGUAGCGUAGAACCAGUGUCAGAGAGGGAGCAUGGCCACAGCACACAUAAGGAAGAUAUAGAAGUCUUGUAUUUGCUGUGCACAGCUCACAACAAAAAGCUUAUGCUAAGCAAAACUCCAUACAUGAUUCAGUUUACAGUAGGUAAUACUGAAGUAUCAAAGCCAGUCUUCAUACAUGAGAGUGAGAGUUCAAAGAUUGUUAUCAAUAAAUCUGCAGUCUGCAUUCUUCCAGUAGAGGGUCCAGUAUCUACUUUGAAGAUCAUUGAGUUUAUAGCCUUUUAUAACAUUAUUGGCAUUGAUAGGUUUUCAAUUUAUGGUCCAGUUCUCACACCUCUUGCUAGAAAACUCUUAGACAAAUACAGUGAUGAGAUUGGUAUUGAAUUUGAAGAAAAACUUUUUAGCUCUUCCCAUAGUUUCAAACUUGAAAAGGCAGUUGUCAAAAAGAUAGUUGAAAUAGACUGUCUCUACCGUCAUCGUGACACACAUGAGAAUGUCUUGAUUCUAGACUUGGAUCAGUAUCUUAUACUGAAGCACAAACCUACACUGCAAGAAACUUUAACUGUACUGGUGGGCAACAAUCGACGCUCAAGAGAAGUAGCUGAGUUCCAUUUUUCUAGCCAAGCAGUCUGCCUUGAUCUAGAUCAUCUAAAAAGGGGCACUUUAUUAUUGUCGCAGCAGAUCCACAAGGUAGGCUCUGCCAAGGAAAUGGGUGUAGCAGUUCUUCGUCCACACCUGGUGACAGCUUCCCUGCUGGGUAGAUUAGGAGAGGCACCAAAGAGUCAGCAUGUCUCUUUAGCAACUGCGUUUGUACAUCAGUACUCUGUUUGCUCUUCUACAGACAAUCAUGAUGACCAGCAGCAUCUUCCUACUACAAAAUGGAUUUUAGAUAAAUUAGAGAAGUCCCUCUUGUACAGAAAGUGGGGGAUAAACCGCUGAGCAUUUAACAGCUAGAUUCCAUAUAUGUGUGAUAAACUAUAUGUUUGUAUAGGACUAACCGUAUUUCUGGAUCAAGUCUGCCAAAAUUAUGCUGAAGGAUAUGGAAUUGUAUAGAUUCACUGUUAUUAGUAAAACUAAAUAAAUCAAAAGAUUUUCCCUCUAUGAAUUAAACACUACUAGCAACAUUCCACUUGUGAAGGGACUAGAAUUUGUAAAGCUGGGAUACUUCUUGGAUGGUUGAGUUACAGGAUGCCAUCACUUUAAAUAAUACUACUUUGAUAACUGUCAAGUUCAGUAAUCUUUUCCAAUACAUCUUUUUAUUAGGUAAUGUUAUUAGAAAAAGUAAUCUCUAUUGUAAUAUGAAAAGAUUGAAAGUUGUAGCAACUGAAAAUACAUCAGGCUCAAAUGGUUGUAGUAAGUUGACUAGCCAAAUGUUUAUUGAUCUUUUUUUAAUGAUAUGGAUCUCAAAUAUGUGUAUAUUGGUGAGUAUGUCUACAAUUUUGACGAGGCUUUGUACAUGACAUAAGGGUAAUUAAAACAGCAAACUAAUGCAUUUAUAAAUUUUAAGAGUGCAAUGUCGAAUGGGGCUAUUUUGUAAGUAGACAUUUUGAUUGUCGCCAAAUGGGAGCAUUAGCAUGCUAUAUGUACUCCUUAGGUUUAGUUUACAUACUUAGAACAUUUAUUUUUAGCAUGUUCAGAUGACGCAUUGUUAGGAGGGUUACAUUUUAGGUCCAAUGUGUUCUUGAAUCAUUUACACAAGAAUAUUGUGUUAUCGAUAUUCAUUUGCAGAUUACGAGUUCCUAUACUGACUGAUUGCGUUAUCAACUAAAUAAUUCAAACUGACUUUCUGAUCUGAUUUAUUUUCCAUUAGUAAUUACUUAUAUAGUUCUUGUUAAUAUUUCUCUGACUGAUUUAUAAUGAAUGAAAGUUGCAUGUAAAUGUAUUUUGUGAUAAGUGCCCAUCCCUGUGAUUCAACACUUAAAUUUUUAUGUAAUGUUACUAGAAAUCUCUUUUGUUGCUGUUGAGUAAAAUACUUGAGUAAUGUUUAUAUAGAGCAGGCACCAUGUCAGUUUCGAUUGCCUGGGAAAUAGGAUAUGAUAUUUAAAUGUACUACAAGGUUUUUGUAGGAAAGGAUAAUAAUAAUGAUAUUUAAAUAAAAAAUUAUUAGUUA
Molecule: messenger RNA, 2619 nt
Organism: Penaeus indicus
Lineage: Eukaryota; Metazoa; Arthropoda; Malacostraca; Decapoda; Penaeidae
Exons: 2
Coding region: 51-1448 (465 amino acids)
Cellular component (GO): cytoplasm
Molecular function (GO): glycosyltransferase activity
Source: RefSeq, a predicted model, not a curated record